CGUGUGCGGACGUUUCUUCUCCGUUAAAAGUGAACAUUAUGGUUAAAUCGUAGUAGGACUCUUUUUUUCUUUUGUCAUUUGGCUGCUGCUACUACUAUAAGUAUUGUAAAUUAACUCAUACAUAUAUACAUGUGAACUUGUUGUGCAUGAGUGUGUUAGAAUAUUUGACUGGAGCUCCAUACAAUUUAGUGUAUGAUAAGUGGUAAUUUGGCGUUAAAUUUUUUAUUAUAUCUAUAAAAGUGAAGUUUGUAUGCUGAAUGUGUGUGUGGCAAAAUAAACAUUGAGAGUUUAGUGCAACAUUAAUUAAUGUAGCUUUAUGAUUCUUCUUCCUUUUGUAUAUUGCUACAUUCAAAGGAUUUUAAGGAAGAUAUUUUAUUCAAGAAGUUACAGCAAACGGUUGGUGUGAAAAUGGCUCAGAGUAAUAAUACAGAAGUAGCCCUCAAAGAGCGUCUUAUCGCCGCUGUUAAAAAGGAGGUCAAACAAUUAAUGGAAGAGGCUGUCACCAAGAAAUAUAUACACGAAGAGAGUAGUUCCGUCACUCAGUUAUGUGCCGCCGUCGAAGCUUGCUUGAGUCAGGGUUUGCGUCGACGUGCUUUGGGUUUGUUUAAAACCUCCUCCACCACAGCUCUGUUACAUAAAAUUGCCAAAUCCUGUGAGGAUGCCGAGUACAUUAGUAAGAAAGUUUUGGAAAUUGAAGCAGCCGAUCCGAGUAAACGCUCGUCGUCGAGCAGCGACAGUGUGAAUCGACCACCGAUGUUAAAGAAGGGUAGCAGUACUUCGGUGACAACGAUGAGCUUGAGUGGCACCAAUUUGGCUUUGGCGUCAAUGAAGUAUCUUUGGAUCCGUUUGUCUCUAUUCGAAAAGAAGCUCGCCAAAAUAAUUGAAUACUUAGUGGCGAACGCCAACACAUAUUAUGAUCGUGAUUCGCUCGUAGCAGACUCAGAUUAUGGUUCAAUAUUAAGCUCACUUCUAGUUGGGCCGUGUGCACUGGAGUUUACGAGAGUCAAAACUGCCGAUCACUACUGGACAGACCCGCAUGCCGAUGAAUUGGUCAAACGUCAUCGCAUAAGCUCAGGACGACGAUCCUCCUCAACUUGCUCAAGAGCACCGAUACUGAAUUUCAAACGCAGUCUUAAUACCAGCACAGAUGAGUGUACCACCGGCGCUGGCUUUAAGUCUAUAGCCUCCACCACAGUGGCAAAGGAUUAUGUCGAGUCGCUGCAUCAGAAUUCCAGAGCAACACUGUUGUAUGGCAAGAAUAAUGUAUGUGUGGUGCCGAAAGACGUUAAUGAGAAAAUGCCCGGGUAUUUGAGCCUACAUCAACACGUACAGACGCUGAUCAUUAAAUGGACACCGAAUCAGUUGAUGAACGGUUACAAUGAGGAGGAGGAAGAAGAAGCCGAAGAGCAGGAUAAAGAAUCCUACUGGGCCUACGCGCUUAAUAUUAAUGUUGAUGAAAUCGUUUAUGUACAUUGCCAUCAGAAUCGUGGCGAGGACAGCGGUGGUAUUGUAGUGCUUGUCGGACAAGAUGGCGUACAACGUCCGCCGAUACAUUUUCCCGAAGGUGGACACAUGCAACAGUUCCUAAGCUGCUUGGAGACGGGCUUGUUGCCGCAUGGCCAAUUGGAUCCACCGCUUUGGUCACAACGUGGUAUUGGCAAAAUAUUUCCAUGGCCGAAAAGUGUACGCCGGCGUAUUUUACCUUCGGUUAUGGAGUCAUUUGAUGAGACCCCGAUUGAUUAUGUAUUUCGUAUUGUGAGCAAAAGUAAACAUGAGGAAUUUGCUGCUACUCAUUCAAUUUUGGACUUUGUGCGCAGCACGCCAAGACGUGCGCAACUGAGCAGCUGCUCGACAACUGGUUCAAGUGAUUGCUCGAGCAAAAGUAUUUCCAUUGAUCAGCAUCCAUUGGAGUCCCCACUGGUUCAGACGAAGCAAAAUACGAGCAUUGAAAUGGUUUGUUCCACAAUGAGACGGCAGAUAAUAUCACGCGCCUUUUACGGUUGGCUCGCUUACUGCCGGCAUUUAUCAACGGUACGCACACAUCUAUCGGGGCUGGUAAAUGGACGUAUAACACCGGAAUUGAAAGCUGACGAGGAGGGUUUGACAAAAGAACGCUGGGAUGCAUUAAACGUCAACGGUGUGGUGUCAAAUGAAAUCGAUGUCUAUCGUCUGGUGUACUUUGGUGGCGUGUGCCCUGGCUUGCGUAAGGAUGUGUGGCCCUAUCUACUCGGGCAUUAUAGUUUCGGCACCACACCCGAAGAACGACGGAAUCAAGAUGAGACCUGUAAGCAUUACUACGAGACAACAAUGAGCGAAUGGUUAGCAGUGGAUGCGAUUGUGCAGCAGCGAGAGAAAGAGAAGACGGCACGCGCUGUAGCCAAAUUGAGUUCGGGCAGUAAUAGUGGCAAUGAUAAGACCGUGCGUGCAGCAGACAUUGAUACGGGUGACUUAGAGAAUGAGGUAUUCGAAGAUAUAUCUGAUAUUUCGGAUCCGGGUGAGCUCGAGUACGAUGAAGAGCAACAACGGCAGGCACAAAAUGAUGCGGUGGUGGGUAAUACACAAAACUACUUGACGGUAAAGCCGAUACCACGCGCUAUGAAAACCAGCACAGACUCGGGUAAUGUAGACGAAACAAUGGAGGAGGAAGAGGAUGAGAAUGAUAAUGAUGAUGGAGAAAUCGCACUAGCAGAGAAAAACGAUUUAACAACACAAACGAGCGAUGCUUUAGCGACAAACUCAUUCAUUGAUGCAGGCGUCAAUGAAAUCUCUUCGUAUCAAAGUACUAAAAGCGAACAAAUAUCGGCGGAAGAAACGGAAGAGAGUGCGCUACGCGGACAAAGUGAUAAGACCUCACCAUCGUCAUCUUCAUAUGAAACUGUCGGUGCGGGUUUCGGCUAUACAGAUCUCAACCUGCAUAUAUCCAUAUCGGCUAAUUUGAACUCAACCGACGAACCGGAGAAAAGUGUGCUCAGUCCAGAGUUUUUGAGUGCUGAUGAUUUGCCAGCGCAACUGGUGGGCGAUGAGUCAACGGUGAUUGCAGAAGAGCAGUGUGAAUUGCCAACAGUUGAGGCGAAUGUUGCUGGUCGACCCUCGGCUGUUAUUGUAACUAAUGCUUCGGUAGAUGUAGCAAAUUGGUUGCCCGGUGUUAAAACUGAUGGUGGACAAAUGUCGGCUUUAGUAGAACAAGGAUCGUUAGAAGCACAUGCUGAAGUUAACGCAGCUGGCGCAAAUACUAUUAUGGAUGCUUUACAUGAACCGAAAUCGGCUUGCGUGUCACCAGCGAGUUCGAAUGGUGGUGUUUAUAGUAGCGAAUUGCUGGAACAAUUCGGCCUAAAUUUGCAUCGCAUAGAGAAGGAUGUGCAACGCUGCGAUCGCAAUUAUUGGUAUUUUGCUAAUGAGAAUUUGGAUAAACUCAGGAAUGUUAUAUCGACCUAUGUGUGGGAGCACUUGGAUAUCGGUUAUAUGCAGGGCAUGUGUGAUUUGGUUGCGCCCUUGCUGGUGAUAUUUGAUGAUGAGUCACUCUGUUAUAGUUGUUUUUGUAAGCUAAUGGAACGCAUGAUAGAGAAUUUUCCGAAUGGCGGUGCCAUGGAUAUGCAUUUCGCGAAUAUGCGUUCUCUCAUACAAAUAUUGGACUCAGAAAUGUACGAUUUAAUGGAUUCAAAUGGCGAUUAUACACAUUUCUAUUUCUGUUAUCGCUGGUUUUUGUUGGAUUUCAAGCGGGAGCUAGUUUAUGAUGAUGUCUUCGCGACUUGGGAAGUCAUUUGGGCAGCUAAGCAUGUUGCUUCCAGUCAUUUUGUGCUCUUCCUCGCUUUGGCGUUGCUGGAAACGUAUCGCGAUAUAAUACUGUCGAAUAGCAUGGAUUUUACUGAUGUCAUCAAGUUUUUCAAUGAAAUGGCAGAGCGUCACAAUGCUCCGGCGGUACUCCAAUUGGCGCGCAGUUUUGUUUUACAAUUGCAAAUGAUAAUCGAAAAUAAAUAAAUUUUUUAUUGUGCUCGUUUUGAGAAAUAUGAACUGCACAGUUGCAAACAUCAUACAUACGUAUAUUUAU
This is a messenger RNA of Ceratitis capitata (Mediterranean fruit fly), 4048 nucleotides long. RefSeq names its product small G protein signaling modulator 2 (gene tbc). Gene Ontology annotation, biological process: activation of GTPase activity. Lineage: Eukaryota; Metazoa; Arthropoda; Insecta; Diptera; Tephritidae. The transcript has 13 exons. The record is from RefSeq and is a predicted model, not a curated record. Bases 409 to 3978 code for a protein of 1189 amino acids. Gene Ontology annotation, molecular function: GTPase activator activity.